Molecule: messenger RNA, 555 nt
Organism: Dentiscutata erythropus
Lineage: Eukaryota; Fungi; Glomeromycota; Glomeromycetes; Diversisporales; Gigasporaceae
Source: the annotation of a GenBank genome assembly
GAUAUGGUUAGCCAAUGCCCUACAUCCCAUAACCACCCUGAAAUAAAUCAUGAUAAUACUCCCACAAAAGGUGAGUCAUCCACAACCUCUUUGCCACAAGAUAUUAUCGAUGAUGAUUCAGCCGAGACCCUUGAUUUUGUAGAAAUGAAACAUAAAGAACAUGUUAGUGAAGAGAUAAUGGAGAGAAUUAGGGAAAAGAAACUUCGGGAACAAAACUUAUCUUCGGAUAAUAAUUCACCAGAACCAUCCAAUUUAUCAUACAAAGAUCAAAAUUUGAAAUCGUCAACAAUAUCGCAAUCUAUCUCUAGCCACUCUGUGACUACCUCUGGUGAUAGCUCUGAUUUAUUAGAACAACUUCCUAUAAAGCAAAAAAAUAAAAUGCUUGAAAUAGAUAUAAAACCUUUAAUACAAGAACUAAAUAUAAAAACUUUAAAGGAGGAUACCAUUAAAAUUGUUAAUGUAGAUGCCUCAGAAAAGCGAUUCUCUAUAUCUAGCCACUAUGUGACUGCCUUCGGCAAAAAUUUUACAGAUAACCAAUCACCUACAAUCAAAUUA